CCGUGUAACAAAAUUAGCAAUAAAAAGAUAUUAGGAAGGUGUUCGAUCUUGCAAUAAUAGUGCGAUAAAACCUACAGCGGGUGGGUGGUUUUAAUAAUAAAAAUAUAAAAAAAAUUACAUCCAUUGGGAGACGUAAUAUUUGUAUUCGGUACAGAUACACUGUAUUUCGUCACAUUCAAGGACGUACUAUAUAUUUUGUAAUUUCGCAGUUUAAUGUAGGCAAGCCGACUCAAUUUUUAUUUUCACGUACAAGCGGGUAGUUAGAAAUCCCUCACCGCAGCGGUCGCGCGCCGGGCCUGCGGGGGAGGCAGUUAGUCGGCAGCUUAUAGUUAGCAUCGGGAAACAAAGAAAGUUGGACGAAAAACUAAAACAUCGGACGUGUGUUUUUCAUAGCAUACAGUGUCGCUUAAGUUUAUGGUUCCGCCUUCGGUUCGACGUAGUCGCGAAUAUUGCACGUAUUCGGUAAAAGGUGCAUCGUUCGCAUCUGUGGGACAGCGUCGCUAGUGCCUUUAGACUAUAUGACAGUGACUUGACUGGAUUGACACGAACAGAGUGACCACGCAAUGCAGGCGGUGAACGAGGCAUCGAGUUGAACACGAUGUCACACGCCACAGAAAAGGAACAAGCUACUGAAGAAACAAACAUCAAUUCUUUUAACAUGAAAUUAACUAAUGUUCUUUGCACCACUGAAUCGAUUUCUGAUAAAUCGGAUUCCAAACCAAGUAUCCUACUUUCUUCUGAAUCUAAGUUAUCUUUACCUUCAAAUCUUGGGACUCCCACAUCUCCCUUACGAUUAUCAUCUCCAUUGUCAUUACCUAAUUCUCCCACGCCUUUUACAAAGACAUCGCUUCAAAGCAACGCGAAGACGGAUACAUCCCGAUUACCUUCGCCACAGCAGAAAUCUAACCUGCAAACUGCCAACAUGAAUAGUGGUUCCGCUACAGGAAAUCCGCGUAACAAAUGUGCUCUUCAACCCGGCCACAGUCUUAUGGAUUGGAUUCGACUCGGCAAUUCCGGUAAAGAUUUAACCGGUGUCGGCGGUCGGAUGAGACCGGUACAUCCAUCGGAACUUGCUACACAUAACACAAAAAAUGACGCCUGGCUAGCAAUACGCGGUAGGGUUUACAACAUUACACAUUACUUGCCAUAUCAUCCUGGAGGGCCUAAAGAAUUAAUGCGUGGAGCGGGAAUCGAUGCGACAGAGUUAUUUGACAAAGUACAUCCCUGGGUGAACUACGAUUCCCUCCUCGCUAAAUGUCUUAUCGGUCCUCUGCGCUUCGACAGACCCGAUGCUGAAGAUCUCUUCGAUAACAUCAGUUCAUCACCCAAAUCCGAACGUUUACGUGAGCCGUCCAAAGCUCAAGAACUUGUUAGAAAAUCUAUGGAGAAUUUAGCUAAUUGUAUAACGCCGGUUAGAAAAAAAAUAAGUAACAAAAGUGAUGAAAAUGUAAAAUCUAGUCCGCCGAGUAAGAUAAUGCAAAGUUUGAUACAUUCGAGUGAUUUACCUGUAACGAUUAGUCGGAGAGCGGCUUCCAGUCCAGUUAAAAGUGAGGCCAAAAGUAAUGAUGAUAGUCCGCCUGCUUUACGCUUCGACUGGAUACAGACGUCAACAAAGCUCACGAUUUCAGUAUAUACUGGAUAUUUAGCAAAUCCUGGCGCUUGUGCAAGACUAAUAGAUGGGGAACUACUUAUUGAAGUUGUAACUGACGAUUGGUUAAGAAGCAUUAAAAUAUUGCCGGAACAGGCACUAAGAGAACCUUUACAGUUGCGUGUUUUUGCUGAAAGUGGAAAGGUUGAAGUAAUCGCACAAAAAGCAGAAAUGGAGGUAUGGAAGAAUUGCGGAGAGACAAGCCUAAGUAAUGCUAUCAAAAUGACAGCUGCAAGGACGGUGGAGUGCAGAGUCGAGGGGAGCGGCGCUGUGUCACAUGAUACUGUACUUCUCGCACUGACGCCCCGAUCCGGCCCUGUCGUUAUACCUAUAGGGUUUCAUGUACGAAUACAUCAAACACUUGCGGGUUCUGAAUGUAUACGUUCAUAUACACCGGUGGGCGACAAAUGGGCCGCUGUCGACGUCACGGCGCCACUCAAACUUGCCAUAAAACGAUAUGAAUUGGGCGUAUUAUCUCCAAUGCUGACGUCCUUGAAGAUUGGCAGUUACAUCACCGUAUCUGGUCCUUAUGGCAAUUUUAAACUACAAAAGUUAAAAACAGUAAGAAAGAUAUUAUUGAUAGCAGCGGGUACUGGAAUCACUCCAAUGUUAGGUUUAUUAAAAUUUAUGCUGUCAAGAUCAAACCCGAGAUGCGAGCGAGUAACUUUGAUAUUCUUCAACAAAACUGAACGUGACAUUUUAUUUAGGGAGAAUUUUGAAGAAAUAAUGAAUCAAGAUGACAGGUUUACCGUGACCCACGUGUUAUCAAAUGCGAGCCCGACAUGGUCCGGCCGCAAGGGACGGAUAACUAAAGAGCUUUUAUCUGAAGCUUUCGACGAAUCAGCUUUUAUUUCCGAUGAUGAGCUUUCAAGUUACGCCUGCCUGUGCGGCCCGACAGAAUUCACGCACGCCGGUGUCGAUUUAUUGAAAAAACUCGGUAUAAAAGAAAAAUGUAUACAUGCCUUUAUAGGAUAAAGUUCCAAGUGAAAUGUAGUUAUAAUUGUGUCUAUUUUUCUUAAUAAAGUACUUAAUGUAAAUAUGCGGGUAAGGUUAAAUAGAUUUAUUGUGAUUUCGUCCCAAGAGUGAGAAAUAACUGCAUAUAUAAAUAUAAUAGUAAAGAAUAGUCUUCAUUAAAAAAUAGUUUACCAAAGAUAAAGAAAUAGGUCCCUUAU
Messenger RNA from Papilio xuthus (Asian swallowtail), 2820 nucleotides. Its product is annotated as cytochrome b5 reductase 4. The coding region runs from base 599 to 2623 and encodes 674 amino acids. Gene Ontology annotation, biological process: superoxide metabolic process. NCBI's taxonomy places the organism in Eukaryota, Metazoa, Arthropoda, Insecta, Lepidoptera, Papilionidae. The transcript is spliced from 10 exons. Gene Ontology annotation, molecular function: heme binding; cytochrome-b5 reductase activity, acting on NAD(P)H. Gene Ontology annotation, cellular component: endoplasmic reticulum; cytoplasm. The record is from RefSeq and is a predicted model, not a curated record.